CGGAGCUGGCUUACGAGCCUCCCCCGCCCCUGAGCUGUUUGAAUAUGCUAAUGAGAAGCUAGGGGGUAGCCAAUAGAGCAGCGGGGAGGUGCAUCACGUGACUCGGGUACGUGUCAGGGGUGGAGCCUCUGCAGCCCCAGCCCGAGUUAAAACCGGAGUGUGAGAGAGAAAAGAGCUUCAGUAGCGAGAGGGGCUGAGAAAGUGGUGACACCGCCGGGGUGCGGAGGGAGUCCCUGAAACUUCUACCAACAGCCCCAGGGCCAAUCUCCCCUCAGCCCACUCCCCUCUUCGCCAGCUCCGAGGUCCCCACUCCCUGCACCGGGGGUGGGGUGGGGAGCCAGGCCCGUCUCCCUCUGGGAUACACACAGGGGCCGGGAGCGGGGACGGGACCCCCGAGGCGGGGGGGACGGACCGACAGACAGACGGCCGGGCGCUCGCCCCAGCGAGCAGGCAGGCAGGAGGAGGCGGAGGCGCGGGUACGACGGGGAGUAGUGGGUCUGGGGAGUUUCCUCUCAACUAUCGGGGGAGAAACUCCCCGCAGCCGGAGGAAAGACCCAGACGGUGUUUUCCUCCCGGUGGCCGCGCUUCCCCGCCCCGCGUAGCGGCGCCGCCGCCACCGGCGCCUCCACCUCUACCAUCUCUUUCUCCACCAUCUCGGGCCCCGGUGUCCCCGGCCAGCACUAUGCCCAUCUUACUGUUCCUGAUAGACACGUCUGCCUCUAUGAACCAGCGCAGCCAUCUGGGCACCACCUACCUGGACACGGCCAAAGGCGCGGUAGAGACCUUCAUGAAGCUGCGUGCCCGGGACCCUGCCAGCAGAGGAGACAGGUAUAUGCUGGUCACUUUCGAAGAGCCGCCCUACGCUAUCAAGGCUGGAUGGAAAGAAAACCAUGCAACGUUUAUGAAUGAACUGAAAAACCUUCAGGCUGAAGGACUUACGACUCUUGGCCAAUCACUAAGGACAGCUUUUGAUUUAUUAAAUUUAAAUAGAUUAGUAACUGGCAUAGACAACUAUGGGCAGGGAAGAAAUCCUUUUUUCUUGGAGCCAGCAAUAAUUAUUACAAUUACUGAUGGGAGCAAGUUGACUACCACCAGUGGAGUCCAGGAUGAGCUCCAUUUACCUCUUAAUUCUCCUUUGCCUGGAAGUGAAUUGACCAAGGAACCCUUUCGUUGGGAUCAGAGGCUGUUUGCAUUAGUGUUGCGAUUGCCUGGCACCGUGUCAGUAGAAUCAGAGCAGUUGACAGGUGUGCCUUUAGAUGACUCCGCCAUCACACCAAUGUGUGAGGUGACAGGUGGCCGCUCAUAUUCUGUUUGUUCUCCAAGAAUGCUUAAUCAGUGUCUGGAGUCCUUGGUGCAGAAAGUGCAAAGUGGGGUAGUAAUAAACUUUGAAAAAGCGGGACCAGAUCCUUCCCCUGUAGAAGAUGGGCAGCCAGAUGUAUCAAGGCCUUUUGGAUCUCAGCCGUGGCACAGCUGUCACAAGCUCAUAUAUGUCAGACCAAAUCCUAAAACUGGGGUUCCUAUAGGUCAUUGGCCUGUUCCAGAAUCUUUUUGGCCAGAUCAAAAUUCUCCAACACUACCACCUCGUACGUCCCAUCCCGUGGUGAAGUUUUCCUGUACAGACUGUGAACCAAUGGUUAUUGACAAACUUCCUUUUGACAAAUAUGAAUUGGAACCUUCACCCCUGACUCAAUUUAUCCUGGAGAGGAAAUCUCCUCAAACAUGUUGGCAGGUAUAUGUGAGCAAUAGUGCUAAAUAUAGUGAACUUGGUCACCCUUUCGGUUACUUGAAAGCCAGCACAGCCCUGAACUGUGUCAAUCUAUUUGUGAUGCCUUACAAUUACCCCGUCCUCCUUCCCCUUCUCGAUGACUUGUUUAAAGUCCAUAAAGCAAAACCAACAUUGAAAUGGAGACAGUCGUUUGAAAGUUAUUUGAAGACAAUGCCUCCCUACUAUCUCGGGCCCUUGAAGAAAGCUGUUAGAAUGAUGGGGGCACCUAACCUAAUAGCAGACAGCGUGGAAUAUGGGCUGAGCUACAGCGUCAUUUCAUACCUCAAGAAACUGAGUCAGCAGGCCAAAAUAGAAUCUGAUCGAGUCAUCGGUUCUGUAGGCAAAAAAGUAGUGCAGGAAACUGGGAUUAAGGUCCGAAGCCGAUCACAUGGUUUAUCAAUGGCGUAUAGGAAAGAUUUUCAACAAUUACUCCAGGGAAUUUCAGAGGAUGUCCCUCACAGACUGCUAGACCUUAAUAUGAAGGAAUAUACUGGCUUCCAAGUUGCUCUGCUGAAUAAGGAUUUGAAGCCACAGACAUUUAGAAAUGCCUAUGAUAUACCACGACGAAAUCUUUUGGAUCACUUAACAAGAAUGAGAUCUAAUCUUCUGAAGAGCACCCGCAGAUUUCUUAAAGGACAAGAUGAAGAUCAAGUACACAGUGUUCCUAUAGCACAAAUGGGGAAUUACCAGGAGUACCUCAAGCAAGUACCUUCUCCACUGAGAGAACUUGAUCCUGAUCAGCCGAGAAGGUUGCACACAUUUGGAAACCCCUUUAAGCUGGAUAAAAAGGGUAUGAUGAUAGAUGAAGCAGAUGAAUUUGUAGCUGGACCUCAAAAUAAACAUAAACGACCUGGAGAACCAAAUAUGCAGGGGAUCCCCAAAAGACGCCGGUGUAUGUCUCCACUGCUAAGAGGCAGACAGCAGAACACUGUUGUGAACAACCACAUCGGGGGGAAAGGACCCCCUGCACCUGUGGCUCAGGCACAGACGGAUCUCAUCAAACCCCUUCCUCUCCAUAAAAUUUCAGAAACCACUAAUGAUUCAACAAUAAUAGAUGAUGUGGUUGAGAAUCAUGUUGCAGACCAACUUUCAUCAGACAUUGCACCAAAUGCUAUGGGUGCUGAAUUUUCACCAUCCUCUCCAGCCAGUUUAUUGGAACGGCCAGCCAAUCACACAGAGGCUCUUGGUCAUGACCACUUAGGAACCAACGACCUCCACGUUGGUGGAUUUUUAGAAAAUCAUGAGGAGCCAAGAGGUAAAGAACACUGUGUUGAAGAGAAUAUGCCGGCAGCAUCACUCAGCAAAGGCAAGAAAUCGACGCACUGCCGGGGCCACGAAGAGGUCAACACAGAGCUGAAAGCACAGAUAAUGAAAGAGAUCCGGAAGCCAGGGAGAAAAUAUGAAAGGAUCUUCACUUUACUGAAGCACGUGCAAGGCAGCUUACAAACAAGACUAAUAUUUUUACAGAAUGUCAUUAAGGAAGCAUCAAGGUUUAAAAAGCGAAUGCUAAUAGAACAGCUGGAAAACUUCUUGGAUGAAAUUCAUCGAAGAGCCAGUCAGAUCAACCAUGUCAACAGCAAUUAAAGGAAAUGGGAUGUGGCCGCUUGCUCCAUUGCCUCCUCCAAAUACAAAGUAAACGCAAGCCUGUUGUGAUCUUGGAAUCGGUUCUCUUUUUUAUUUUGUUUGUUUUUUUGACAUGCGUUGUUGGCUGUUUGAAAUACUAAAAGCAAGUCUACAGAUCCUUUUCCCAUCAUUUUACAGUGACCUUUUUUUCAUUUUGGUUUAUUUUUGUAAUGUGAAAAGCAUCACUCUAAACACCAUUUUUAUUUAACAAACUAUAAAAUCUCCUCCACAUCUCUUGCUUGUCAUUGACUCUCGCGUGUCAAUUUCCCUCAGGUUCUAUUUUCUUAAAGCAACCUUUAAAAUUGUCACCUCUGUUAAGGUUGAACUUUGCCAAAAAAAUUAAAAAGUUACUUUGUAAUUUUUGGGGAAAAAGCACAUACAUUAAAACUAGGUAAUGUUUUGUAUAUACAGUUAUUUUGGAUAUAUUAUUGUAAGUUGUACAAAUGUAUUUUGAAGAAUAUUUAAGAAAAGCACUUUUGUUAUUCCAUCAAUAAAUGCUCUAUUUUA
This is a messenger RNA of Nycticebus coucang (slow loris), 3895 nucleotides long. It is a transcript of the gene INTS6, whose product is annotated as integrator complex subunit 6. Gene Ontology annotation, biological process: snRNA 3'-end processing. NCBI's taxonomy places the organism in Eukaryota, Metazoa, Chordata, Mammalia, Primates, Lorisidae. Bases 683 to 3349 code for a protein of 888 amino acids. The transcript is spliced from 18 exons. The record is from RefSeq and is a predicted model, not a curated record. Gene Ontology annotation, cellular component: integrator complex.